AUGUCGGCCUAUCUAAACUCAUCAACCGACGCACCCAACUUAUUGGUGGAGCUGUACCAAACCACCCCAACAUCUAUGAUUCUUGUUCUUGAUUUGCCGCCAAGAAAAGACAUCCUGUUGAACCCCGACUAUCUCAAAACGUUCUAUGAGGACACAAAACUGGACCGACAUAGGCAACAUUUCCAGAAGCUCGCAGGAGUGACACCUUAUGUCUCAUCGUCUCUUUACAUCCGCUCUAUUUUCUCUCCCACUGCAGUUUUGGCGUGCAUUGAGUCCGAUCGGGUUGAAGAAAUGGUUAGAACUCAUGUUAGCCCGAUUGCCAAGGAAAUGUUGAAAACUUGGUUGGAUUUUGGCCCAUUUGGGGAGAGAGUGGUGUGUGAAAGUGAGAGAGCUCAUUUGAAAAUGAGGGAUGGAGUGAGUAAAAAAAAGACCAUUGAAUUUGAACUGGGUUCGAGUCUGCCGAGGAUGUUUGGGCCAGAUACUGCUAACCGGGUACUUGAAGCGCUACGAGAGGUUUUCUAA
Messenger RNA from Helianthus annuus (common sunflower), 522 nucleotides. RefSeq names its product red chlorophyll catabolite reductase, chloroplastic-like. Lineage: Eukaryota; Viridiplantae; Streptophyta; Magnoliopsida; Asterales; Asteraceae. Gene Ontology annotation, cellular component: chloroplast. Gene Ontology annotation, molecular function: red chlorophyll catabolite reductase activity. The transcript has a single exon. The coding region runs from base 1 to 522 and encodes 173 amino acids. Gene Ontology annotation, biological process: chlorophyll catabolic process. The record is from RefSeq and is a predicted model, not a curated record.